AUGAAUGAAUAUGUCCUGCGCUGCUACUACAUUUCCACAAAUUGUGAAGAACCGGAGCACAUGACGACCUAUCGUGAGAGAAUGCUAGACCUGUUUCUAAGAAGAUAUAGACAUCUGAAUGGAAAGCUAACCGAAAAUAGCCUUGCUACAAGAAAAAAAGCAAUCUUCCAACACGAAUAUGUAAGAAAAGAAAAGCAAGAGGAAUUUAAAAGUGCAAUACGCAACGAGCUACGAGGAGUGGAAGGAAGCGAAGAGGAAAUAACACCAGAGAUAACCGAGGCACGCAACCCACAGCCUGAAAAUUUAGCGGAAUUUACCAACGUACAACCUGAAAUUAACUUGAUCCAUGAAAGUAUUGAAAGCGAUGGUCCAGAAACUAAUGAAGAACGGGAGGUGAAAGAUAUUUUCCUUAAUUAUCUGACGAAUUAUGAAGAUAUGGAUCCUUUGCUAAGACAAAGGAUACCCCGAUUAGGCGAAUCGGAAAAAUUAAACGAAGUGGUUAAAACACUUAACUCGAAAAUUCUACCAGCAUAUGUCGCCAAUAGCACCAACUUGGAAUAUGUUAACACUCUCUUUUAUGUUUCUGCUCUUACUACUGCACGAUUACUGGGCAAGCACCCAAAGGUACAGACAUUUAAAAAUAAAACAACGCAAAAAACGCCAGUAGUCCCCAGGUGGCAAAGAAGACUCGAAACACGAAUUGCCGGUCUAAGAGAAUCUAUAGGGAGGCUUACUUCAUUUAAAAAUGGGGCUAAGUCUAAAAGGUUAUUAAGGCAUGUAUCUAGAAUCAUCGCGCCGCUUAAGCCUCAGACUGUGGGUCUUGACCAAUUAUCAGAGAUAAUUGAUAGGAAAGUACAGCAACUCGCCGCUUACUCAAAGCGAUUAAGUAAGCGAUACCUCAAAAGUAAUCAGAGGCGGAAGGAAAACCAGCUUUUCCACAAAAAUCAAAAAAGCAUUUAUAGAAAUCUGCAACAAAACAGCAAUGCAGAAUCUCAGACAUUAUAUCCACAACAACAAGAGUUAGAGCAGUUUUGGGAGAAAAUAUGGGCACAAGCAAAACACUUCAAUGCUGAUGCGAAUUGGUUAGCCAAAGAAAAAGAAAAAGCGGAUAACGUUGCACCAAUGCACUUCUACUACAUAACAGCAGAAGAAAUAAAGAAUAAUAUAUGUACUUCAGCUAACUGGAAAUCCCCUGGCCUAGACCAGCUACACAACAUCUGGCUUAAAAAGCUCUCAGUAAUGCACGAAGCACUCGCAAGAUGCUACAACGAGCUACUGAAAAAUAUAGCUGCUAUCCCAGAAUUUCUCACUGCCGGAGUAACUUAUCUUCUUCCAAAGGACGCACCAUCUGCUGAUCCAGCAAGAUACCGCCCAAUUACUUGCUUGAGCACGACAUACAAACUCUUGACGAAAAUAAUCGCUAACCGAAUAUAUGAACACUGUGAAAGUAACAGCAUUUUAUGUGAAGAACAGAAAGGUUGCAGGAAGCGCACAAUGGGCUGUAAAGAUCAGCUUAUUAUAGACACUGUUAUCACAGGAGUAGCUCUGAGAAGAAGGCGGAAUUUAAGCGUCGCGUUUAUUGACUACAAAAAAGCUUUUGAUUCAAUGCCGCAUGAUUACCUAUUAGAGAUAUUAAGAAUAUACAAAAUCGAUGCUGCCACUGUUGCCCUCUUGGGCCGCAUAAUGAGCAAGUGGAAUACAAAACUGGUUCUAAAUGGAACUGUUUCGAAACAGAUUUCAAUCAAACGUGGUAUAUUCCAAGGGGAUGCCUUAAGCCCCUUAUCGUUCUGCAUUGGUCUCAAUCCACUUAGCAGGCUUCUCACACUUAAACAAAAUGGCUUUAUACUCAAAACUGAACUUCCUACCUUACGCAACAUCAGCAGACAACAUCAACAAACAACCAGCGGUGAUGCAGCAGCAUCAUCAUCACUACCAUCUUGGAGCACCUCAACAGCGGUGUGCGGUGACAAAACCGAAGACUUAAGCAACAAACUAAAUAUUAGCCAAGUGCGUAACUAA
Anastrepha obliqua is the source of this 2019-nucleotide messenger RNA. RefSeq lists its product as uncharacterized. Lineage: Eukaryota; Metazoa; Arthropoda; Insecta; Diptera; Tephritidae. The transcript is spliced from 2 exons. The record is from RefSeq and is a predicted model, not a curated record. Bases 1 to 2019 code for a protein of 672 amino acids.